Gossypium raimondii (Peruvian cotton) is the source of this 2678-nucleotide messenger RNA. RefSeq names its product pentatricopeptide repeat-containing protein At3g29230. Gene Ontology annotation, molecular function: RNA binding; protein binding. The record is from RefSeq and is a predicted model, not a curated record. The transcript has a single exon. Lineage: Eukaryota; Viridiplantae; Streptophyta; Magnoliopsida; Malvales; Malvaceae. Bases 383 to 2185 code for a protein of 600 amino acids. Gene Ontology annotation, biological process: RNA modification.
GACUCACACCACCCCGCAGUUCCAUUAUCCUCCCAAGCAGCCGCCGGCUCCCAUGUUUCAAUAAUCGUAAUAAAAGAAUAAUAUAACAAAGAACAUAACGGUCGCUAUAUAAGACGGAAAGAGAUCCCACAAAUGAGAAAACCCAAAGCUCAAAGGCAAAUCCUUUGAAAAAGAAUCCACAACCAAACAGUAUAGUCACUUCCAAACCCAAAGUUUUCCCCCUAAAUGAGAGAGAGAGGGGCUGUGCGGCAGUGUGCGGGAGUAGGAGAUCGUUCUUGGAGGAUAUCCCGUCGAUGCUAUCGGCUUCUGUCUCCUAGAAGCUCCGGCAUUGCUCGCCUUCAUCUCCUUAGUCUGCUGAAAUUAGCCACACCUUUCUUUCAUAAUGGCUAAAAUUGCCCAAAAGCCUCCUCAUUGGAUUCUUGAAGAGACGUUUAUUUCUCUCAUACAAUCAUGUAAGACCUUAAAACAUCUCCUCCAAAUCCAAACGCAAAUAUUCACUCGUGGCUUUGACCAAAACCGUUAUAUUACUCCAAGAUUUACGACGGCAUGUGUCCAACUGAAGCAAAUGGGCAUUGCACAGAAAUUGUUUGAUAGAAAUCCUGACCCAAACACAGCUCUAUGGAAUUCAAUGAUUAAAGGGUAUGCAGAAAAUGGGUUUUAUAAGAAAGUUAUACUCUCGUUUAGUCAAAUGAAAAACAUAUCUUUUUCUGCACCCAAUUGCUAUACUUUUCCUAUUGUUCUUAAAUCCUGUUUGAAGUGUAAUGCUUUAAGAGAAGGCGAGGAGGUGCACUGUGUUGUGAUAAAGAGUGGUUUUAAAGGAAACCCUUUCGUGGAAACUUCGUUAAUGGAGAUGUAUUCAGGUUGUAGACUGAUAGGAGCAGCUUAUAGAAUAUUUAAUGAAAUGGUUGACAGGAAUAUUGUUGCUUGGACUUCAAUGAUUAAUGGGUUUAUCUUUUGUCAUGAUUUAGUUAAGGCAAGGUGUCUUUUUGAUUUGGCGCCUCAGCGUGAUAUUGUGUUGUGGAAUACUAUGGUUUCGGGUUAUAUUGGGGUGGGGGAAAUGGUGGAAGCAAGGAAGCUUUUUGAUCAGAUGCCUAAAAAGGAUGUAAUGUCGUGGAAUACAAUUUUGCAGGGCUAUGCAAUUAAUGGGGAUGUUGAGGCUUGUGAGAGGUUGUUUGAAGAGAUUCCUGAGAAGAAUGCUUUCUCGUGGAAUGGACUGAUAGGAGGGUAUGUAAGGAAUGGGUUUUUCUUGGAGGUUUUGGAUGCUUUCAAGAUGAUGCUAAUAGAUGGUAAUGUUCUUCCUAAUGAUGUUACACUUGUAACUGUGUUAACUGCAUGUGCUAGAUUAGGAGCUUUGGAUUUGGGUAAGUGGGUUCAUGUUUAUGCAGAGAACAAUGGAUAUAAAGGAAAUGUUUAUGUUGGGAAUGCGUUAAUUGAUUUGUAUGCAAAAUGUGGGAUGAUAAAGGAUGCGGUUGAUGUGUUCAAAAGCAUGAGCAAGAAGGAUUUGAUAAGUUGGAACACAAUAAUUGGGGGCUUAGCAAUGCAUGGGCGUGGAGCUGAUGCUUUAGAUCUCUUUUGUCAAAUGAAGAAUAGUGGAAUCAUUCCAGAUGGAAUUACCUUCAUAGGUGUUCUGUGUGCAUGUACGCAUAUGGGUUUAGUUGAAGAUGGCCUUUCAUAUUUCCAGUCUAUGGUAGAGGAUUACUCAAUUGAACCUCAAAUUGAGCAAUAUGGUUGUAUGGUUGACCUUCUAGCCCGAGCUGGUCUUUUAUUACAGGCUCUGGAUUUUGUGAAGAAGAUGCCUAUGGAGGCUGAUGCUGUUAUUUGGGCUGCCUUACUUGGAGCAUCUCGUGUUUACAGAAAUGUUGAAGUUGCUGAAUUAGCUCUUGAACAGCUUGAUAAACUUGAGCCAAAAAAUCCUGCUAAUUUUGUCACACUUGCAAACAUAUAUGGGGAUCUUGGUAGGUGGAAAGACGUGGCAAGAUUAAAAGUUGCAAUGCGAGAUACUGGUUAUAAAAAAGUACCUGGAUGUAGCUCAAUUGAGGUUAAUGACUGUGUAGUUGAGUUUUACUCCUUAGAUGAGAGCCACCCUGAAACAAAGGAAAUAUAUGGAGCCUUGAGGGGAUUGACUAAACUAUGUAGAUCAUGUGGAUAUAUACCACAUGUUCAAGAGUUUGGAUAUGGGGACUGAGGUGAAAAGAGAUAUUGCUGAAUCUAGGAGAUUCAUGACAUAUUUCAACGGUCGAGUUAUAAUCCAAUCGCUUUCAACCAAUGUGUCUCAAGCGGUCUUUUUCAAAAUUGAUUGUUAAAAGAUUCAUUAGCAUCUAUAUAAGAAGUUCUGGAAUCUAGAAUAAACUGGGUUCAUGGAAAGGUUAAUGCACUAUGCCUGCAACUGUGUUGUCAGGGGUGCAACGCAGUCGUGGUGCUAGAAUCCUUAUAUUGCCUCAGGCGCGAGUUACAGAAAAAGCACUAGCUUGAGUGAAGUAAACUGCAGUAUAAAGCAUAAGACAUAUAUAAACUCCAAAGUGUGGUUUAGUUUAUCUACAAAACAUGCAAUGUUUUUAUUAGUCAAUGUAUGGUUCCUUAUGGUCCAUCUAUAUAUAUGUAUAAAGCAUAAGACAUACACUAAGCUCUAAAGUGUGGUCUAAUUUAUCUACAAAACGUGCAAUGUUUUUAUUAGUCAA